AUGCGUUCCGCUCUUAUUCUUGCCGCUGUCGCCGGCUUCACCGCUGCUACCCCUGUUGCUCCCCGUGACACCGCUGCUCAGGAUGGCAUCGACUUGAGCGUCUUUGAUGCUGAGCCCAAGCCGACCAAGAUUGGCCCAGCCGUUGGUGUUAGCUCCGAAAAGCCAACGUACGACAAAGCAAAGGCGCAAGCUGAUGCUGCUAAAGAUGCUGUUGAGAACCCUGUCGCAGUCACAAAGCGAGAACUGGAGGGUCGCAGCUCGACAUGCACCGGCUCCAACCAAGAGCCUGACGGCUAUGGACCUGUACCCUCGCCGGACACCUACGACUCCUUCAUGUCGUCGUCUGCGCUUGACCAAAUUUCAAGCGACGCGCCGGUCCCCCAAGGGUACAGCUUGUCUUUCCAGGGAAAGAAAGCCUCGGUUGAGGGGCCUGGCUACCAGGGACUCUACACUUUGAAGACUUACAACACUAUCCAGUGCCAACAGUACUGCGACGCUGCCCCUGCUUGCUACGGCUUCAACGUGUUCCUGGAGAGGAAUCCCAAGUUCACCCCGAGCGAUACCUGCGUCGACCCAGAGAGCAUUACCAACUACAAGUGCACGCUCUGGGGCGCUGGAGUCACUGAUGCAGCUGCCACGAACGUGGGACAGUGGAGAAACGACUUCCACGUCGGCAUCACCGCAUCGAAUGGCUACAACAAGCUCGCGCCCCCCCCUCCGAUUGCCGACUUUGACGGUCCCUUCGCUUUUGGCGGUGCUACUCAGGCUCCCAACUCAUACAUGGGCUCCAAGUACUACCCUGGCCCCUACGACCCUAGCCUGUGUGCCAGCGCUUGCCAGGCGACGACCCAGUACGACCACGACCACCCCAACAGCGACGGCACCUACGAUGCGUGCAACUUCUUCAACGCUUACGUCCUGAGCGAGAACAACAUCCCUCAGGGAACCUACUGCUCCAUGUACACCAAGUCUUGGGACAAGAGCUACAGCACCAACUACGGCCAGUACAGAGGUGAAGACUACUACUCGGUCUCGCAGAGCUACGGCUACACUCUCUCGGUCCAGGACUCAGGCAAGGUCGUCCAAUCAGUCCCCUCCUGA
This is a messenger RNA of Colletotrichum spaethianum, 1101 nucleotides long. RefSeq lists its product as uncharacterized. The coding region runs from base 1 to 1101 and encodes 366 amino acids. The record is from RefSeq and is a predicted model, not a curated record. NCBI's taxonomy places the organism in Eukaryota, Fungi, Ascomycota, Sordariomycetes, Glomerellales, Glomerellaceae. The transcript is spliced from 4 exons.